AAAGGUGGUGGUCGUACGCCAAGUGGCUCCGGAUUCUACCCAGAAAAUACUCUCUUUUCCAACUUCCAGGGAUUGAACCACUGGAUAAUUUCUGCUCAAUUUUAUCCCCUUCAAUGGCGGGAACAAGAUCACACACCUAAAAUCAACAACCGACAACAAAUCAAACUUCAUCAAUUUUCCUAUCAAAGAUGUUCUUCAGUGGCGUAAUUCAAAGAAAAUUGACCUCUCUACUACGACAAUGGCUUGCGCAACCGCCAGAAUUGGAGGUCAAAUUAGGGUUCUUCCGCUCGGUUAUCGUUGCGAAGGACCUGAAAUUCGACACCUCCGCGUUGAACAACCUAAUCGACGGCGGUGGCGGAGCGGAGUUCAGCGUGUUGUUCAGAGGCGUAACGAUCGACGAGGUCAUCGUUCGAGUUGCGCAUUGGUCUGCUCCUGCGUUCACUGUCGAAUUUAAUGGAGUAGAUGUUACUCUAUUUCUCGAGAAAUGUAUAGCUAAAAGAGUGGAACAACCAGUUGAUGAUUACUUAGAGGAGAGAAAGAGGAAGAUUCUUGCUGAAAUUGAUCCUUCUGGGAGCACGUUGCAUGAGAAUAUGAAGAACAUGAUAAUAACUGCUUCUUGGAAAAGCCAACUUAAGGAUUCCAUAACAAAUCUUUUGUUGAUGAAUUGCUGUUUACGUCUGCGUGAUGCAAGAAUACGGGUGGAAUAUCCUGUUUCAGACGACACAUUUUCAUGGUUAUACUAUUCAAGCGAACUUAAUGCACAACCUUCACAUAGGAAUCUGGGGUGUCUUUUGGGUGGGUUUAUUAGUUUAAUAUUUUUACCUUUAAGAGAAACUUCUUUCAUUGUCAAAGCCUCUAAGAUGGAAUUAGGAGCUGAGAAGAAAGGUCAAAAUAGCUGUAUCCUCUCUUGUGUAAAUCCUUAUUUUGGCAUUGGAAUGAAAGAUCUUCAUCUUGUAAACUCUUUUCUUUCUGUUCCAGAAAUGGACUUUUCAUUUUCUCCUACCCGAAUUCAAAUGAUUGGUGCAUUUAACAACCUACUUAACAUAGAAUGUAAACAUGUUAGAAGCGGAAGACUGCUCUGGGGAAUAGCCAGGUCGAAAUUUCGCCGUUCCUUGCUGCCUCCUGGAUUUAUGUUUUAUAGCGCGGUCCUUAUUGCAGUACUUUGGCUACGCCUAGUCGAGGAUUAUCUCUCUUUUCUUUUGUUAGUUGGAUACUCUGAACAUGGGGUGAAGAUGCCGAAUAGACGUAGCUUUCCCCGGCUAGCUGAGAAGCAAAUGAAGACAAUAUCGCAAAUAAUUGAGAAGGAACUUCCAGCUGAAGCCAUAGCUAGUGCGAGGCGGGUUGCUCGUUGUAAAGCAGCCUUGAAAGUAUCUCAUGCCGGAAAUAAUGCUGCGUCAUCUGUGAGCAGUGGUUACAACAGCUUCUGGGGUAUCAUCUUGCCGCUGGCUUUCAUAUGGCACUCAAUAUUGAAAGUACUUGAAAUCAUCAUGUCUGUUUUCCGCCAGCAUAAGAAAUCUCCAAAAGUUGGCCAAUUCAGUAUGAAAUCUGAAGUUGAUGAUCCAAGGAGUUGCUUCCAUGUCAGCCUUGGGAAGAUAUCCGCUGUAGUUUCUUCUAUAGAUGCUACUAGUCCUCCUGUUAUUAAAAAUUCAAACCGGAGGAAAAAAACUUCAUACACUGAUGUAUCUCCGUUCUUUUUGUUAGUAAAAGGAAUUCUCUUUAUCUAUGAAGAGGGAAUUUCUGAGCAGUAUAUUUCCUUCACUCUGGGAUAUCUUGAAGUUACUUCUGCACCUGGUCUCCAUGAUUUAGAAAACGAAGCUACACCAAAAAAUGCUGGGGAUGCUCUUAGAGGACGCUUGAAAGAGAGACAUGAUGGUUCAGAAAUCAUUGUUUUGGGGGAACCUGCUCUAACAUGUUGCCAUUCAGAAGAAGGGGAGAUUGAUCAUGGAGAUGUUCCCAUUUUAGAACAAAUAUCAGAGGAGAUGGAGCUGAUUUGGAAAAAAAUACAGUUAAAUUUUGAAGAGUGUGAGGGUGACUAUGACGGAAAUCCAUGGGCUAUUUGCGCCUUUCACACAUUCUGGGUGUAUCCAGGCCUUAGAUGUCCAGAUUCUGGGUUCUCAAAAUGCAUCCUAAUGACAGGGAAGUUAAAUAUUACAUUAGGAUAUGCAUCAGUAUUAUCUAUUGCCACCCUCAGAGAGCAAAUGCAUAAUGCUCUUUGCCAGAGUGGUGGUCUCGAGAGUGCCGCAGUUCAAUUGCAUUCCUUGAGUACUUCUGAGGAAUUACAGGAAAAUCAUUGUUCUGGUGGGUUGAAGUCCAGUAUAAAGGCAAUGAAUACGAGGAUUCUAAAAUUGCUUCCUGACAAACAUGUCGAAGUGAAAGCUGUAAUUGCUGGUCCUCGAGUCCAGUUAUCUCUGAGAAAGGAGGAGCUAUCUAGUAGCAAUUCAGAGCCGAAUGGUACGAAUGGGGUUAAUCUUACAAUAGAUGUCCACGACAUUGAAUUUUCUGUUUGGCCAACUUCAAAGUCUGGAGUUUUGCCACGGGAGGAAUCUCAGAGACCAGGUAACUUUGAAUCAGAGUUUUUCAAGUUAGAGAAACCUGUGGUGGAGGGGUUUUCUGGAUCAGUCAACAUAGAGUAUGCUUCAAAAGGACAGAUUACACACUUCUAUUUUCUAAGACUCGGUGGUUUAAGUUUGUACUUUGAGGAUUUGAUGGAUAAUCAUCUGAUGCAAGUUCUAUUGUUGAAGCCAAUGACAGUUAAAUUAUCAUCAUUGAGGGAUCAUCUAUACUCAUUUGCAAGAUCUGAUAUUGCAUCUUCGUUGUCCUUACAUUAUGCGAUGUUGGGAGUGACUGGUUCUUUUUAUAUGGAUGAAUUGUCUGUGAUUUUCCAGGUAGUUGAAAGAUUCUUUUCUGCAGCAUCAACAUCCGCCCCUGGAAGCUCUGGCCUACGUGCAGUCCAAAAUCAUCCGUUUAUUGAAAAUCGAUUUCCACAGAUAGAACCCAUGAAUGAGGAAAUGCUGAUUGGAGUUAACAAGGAGACAAGUUUGAGCUUUGAAAGUGCUUUCUGUUUUGUUAGAGCCAGUUUUGAACUUUCCCCAUUUGAUGUUAUCCUUCAUAACUCCCGUAACAGAACUGACAGAAGAAGUUCCAUGCUCUUUGAUGCUGACAAUAUUCAGAACAUGGGCUUGGCAGAAUUGCCCAAAAGUGGAAUUUGGCUUUCAAUUCAGAAGACAUGUAUAGAUGUCUCUGUUGGGGAAGCCAAGGCUGAGGCAAAUGCUAGUUUCCAUGAAAUCCGAGCUGUUGUUUUCAAAUACAAAAUUCAGAAUGGAAAUGUUGAUAUAUCUGAAGUUGAGAAUGAAGUUAUACAUUCUGUUGAUUACAUGCAUGAAGUUUCACUUUCCAGUUGCACAUUUAAUGUAUCUCUGGAUUGCUUGAAUGAUUCAGGAGUACGGAGUGGAGCUGGUAGUGAAACAUCUAGUAGCAGUGGCCUACGUAGUUCUUCUCCAAUGAUUAUUGAUAGUUUGAUUUUGAAGCAGAUUCAAGAUGAAGGUUCCGUGUCCAAUGUAUCAGCUCCAACGCCAAGUUCUAUGCUGCUAAUAAACAUCAUUAUUGAUAAGUUUUUCAUAGGAGCAUGUUCAAUUAAGAAUGGACUUUCUAGGCUUCAUCCGGAAGAUAAACUUUAUCUAUCACUAUCUGUUGGAGGAGACUUUCAGAGUAUUAUCUUUGGAAUUCAGGGUGGUUGUAUUUUCAUCGAAACGACAGUUAUGGCGAAGUUUGCGGGCUGUGUCACUUCAUAUCUUCAAUUCAUUAGGAGUCUCAUUAUGCAUUACCCACGUAAAAAGUCCACGGAGACAGCUGAAGGUGUCUCAUAUGGGUUGGGUAGAGAGCAUAUCGAGGAGUCUGCUCAAACAAUAACUUCCCAAACUUCUUUUGCCAAGCAAGAACUCUUGGAGGCAUUUAGUGUUAAGGUGUCACAAUUAUCGUUUGUACUACUGAUGACUGAUGGAACUAGAGUGGUCAAGGAAAUCAUAGUUAGGGUUGAUUCGAACUUGAAACUGUGGUUGGAGAACAGAAAGAAGAAGUUCUCAUUUAAUCUUUCUCAUCUGGGUAUCCUUUCUCUGAUCCUUAGCGAGGCCAUGUGGCAAUCAGAAGAAAACAUUCAAAUGCCAUGGUUUUCUUCUGCAGGAUCAAGCGAUGAUUCCUUGUGGUUCAAUAAUGAAGAUUCUACUGUGCCUGUUUCGCACAGUGAGAAGACAUCUGUGUUGUCUGAAGAUGCAAGUUUCUCAAGUCCACUCGCUUCUGUGAAUAGCUCUUUUGCUAAUGGUUCUGCAUCUCCAGCUGUCCAAUCAAGUGAAAGAUAUGGAAAUUAUAUCUUGGAGAAAUUGGCAACUUCUAUAUCAGCUGAAAGACCUAUCUUAGGGGAUGGCAGUGGUCUAAAUUGUCCAACUCAGGGAUGGGUUGGCCAAGGUUCUGUUUCAGGUUUAAAUCUGAUGAUAUCUCUGUCGGAGAUACAGAUGCUUCUGGAUACUGUUGAGUCCUUGUCUGAGGUUUCUGGGAAUGGUGCUACUACUGAUGUAGAAGAAAGGAGUGGGAUGACAAGGUACCAGAAACCUGAGAUAGAAUUGGAAGCAGCACUUCCUGAUGGUGCUAUUGUCGCAAUCCAAGAUGUCCACCAACACUUGUUCGUAACUGUUGAAAGUGCGGAAAAUAAAUAUAAAUUAGGUGGUGCAGUUCACUAUUCUCUUGCUGGCAAAAGGGCUCUUUUUAGGGUUAAAUGGCAUAAGCGAGGAUAUUGGAAAUUUUCAGCAUCGUGGUUCUCCUUGAUGUCACUGUAUGCUAAGAGUGAUUCGGGGGUACCAUUGCGUCUAAAUUAUUCAGGAUCAUCUGGUUUUGUUGACAUCUCCAGCAAUGAUGACACUGCAGGUUCACUUUGGAAGAUUGCUUCUUGUAAGCAUGAAAAUUAUGAGGAUGAUGUUGAUCUGGAACCUUUAAAUCACACGUGGCAAAAUACUUUUUAUCUUAUCAAUAAGAAGAGUGAUUGUGGUGCUGCUUUUGUUCAUGGUGCUAUGGAGUUUGUGAAAAAGCCUGGAAAUCCAUUCAAGUUCAAAACUUUUCAUGGCCUUUCGGUGGUUCCUGAUUUAAGGAUGACUGAAACCCAACUACCUGAAGCGCAAGGCCUUUUGUUAUCUGAUGGUCAAGAUAUUUCUGAAGAAGCUGGGAUGGUCCCUUGCAUUAGUUUGGCAAUUGAGAAAGUAUCCUUGAUCAUUGUGCAUGAGCUGUCAGAUCCCAGGGACAAAUUGCCUCUGCUUCAAGGGUCUAUGGAUGGUAAUGAACUCAUUAUUCAGAUACUUCCUCAGAAAACCAGAGUGAUGAGCACAUUAACUACUAUGCUUUACUAUUUUGAUUCGCAUAGUGUCAAGUGGAGAGAAUUUGUUCAGCCAAUUGAAACAUGUAUAUACUGGCGUUCAACAACCCCUUCGCAGGGUACAGGAGUAUCAAAUCAUUGCACGCUUUCUCGUCUUUAUUUUAGAAUACAGGAGCUGGAUUUAUCAUUAACGGAGAUUUUAUUGGACAUGCUACUGUUUGUGGUUGGAAAGCUGGAUUUGGCUGGUCCAUUCUCUGUUAAAAAUACUGCUGCAUCGGUCAACUGCUGCAAGGUGGAAAAUCAAUUGGUUCUGGACCUCCUUUGCCAUUUCCACAAUAACCAAUCUGCGAGAGUGGGCAGGAAGCAGUCAGCUUUCAUUUCCUUGAGGCACCAAGAGGAGCCUCCGGAAUUAUCCUAUGCAACAAUUUUGCUUGAAAAUCCUGGAAUAUCUUCAACUUCUUCAAUUCAUGUACCUCUUUCCGGAACUCAGAGUUUUGCUUGGCGAACACGUAUCACAUCACAACAAAAUUCACGAACCUGUCCAGGGCCAUUCAUUGUUUUUGACAUUUCAAAGAAUGCUGAGGAAGGUUUAUCACUUAAUGUGUCUCCUUUAUUAAGAAUUCAUAACAUUACUGGAUUUCCAGUGGAGUUGCGUAUUCAAAGGCCUGAAUCAGGGGAAGCUGAAUCUGCAUCAGUGCUACUGAGAGAGGGGGACACUUUUGAUGACUGCAAGGCAGCAUUUGAUGCUAUUAGUUUGUCUGGUGGGCCAAAGAAGGCACUGCUGUCUUUGGGUCUUGGUAACUUCGUCUUCUCAUUUCGACCGGAGAUAAAGGAGGAAAAUGGUUCUAGUAAAUCUUAUUCAGUUGAAUGGUCUGAAAACCUGAAAGGGGAAAAGGCCGUUCGUCUAUCAGGUGUCAUUGAUAAAUUAAGUUACAAAGUUCGAAAAGCUUUGUCUGCCGAGUCUUGGAAGUAUUCCUUUAGCGCCAUUGGUUGUUCAGUGAGAUCAGGAGAUACUCACGUGGCUCAAAUGCAUUUCUUGGUUCAGAGUGUUGCAAGAGAUGUACCUAUUAUGCAGCCUAAUGAUCGCCGUAAAAGUAAGAAUUCAUCAAUUGCUUUGCAGGAGCAAAAGGAGAUUUUUCUUCUUCCAACAGUGCGAGUAUCAAAUUUACUGGAGACAGAUAUUGAUGUGCUUCUAACUGAAACAGAAAUUUCUCCAAUUGGUGGCUUAAAGAACAUUAACCAGGCAACUAUUCAUUGUGGGUCCACUGUCGAUCUCUUUGCUAAUCCUGCUGUUAUAUUCUUCCACAUUAAAUUAGCUAUGUUUAGCUCUAGCUGUAAGCCUGUGAACUGCAGUCAAUGGCUCAAGAAGUUAAAUAAGAAGAAGGAUGGUAUUCAAUGUCUAGAUAUUGAUUUGGAAUUUUGUGGCGGAAUGUUCUUUGCUUGCUUAAGAUUGGCUCGUGGGAACAGGGGCAUGCUUGAGGCCAUUGUUUUUACACAGUACACAUUGAGAAAUGACACUGAUUUUCUUCUGUUCUGUGCUGCACCACAUCUAAAACCGCUAUCUAGGGAUGAAGCUCAGAAGCAUGCCGUCACUACUCCUCCACAAUUUGGGACUCUUUUGCCUCCAAAAUCAAUCAGAUCUUGGUUCAUGAAAGAAAAUAAGUUGUGGAUGAAGUUAUUGGACGACGAAUUGCCUAAGUCAAUCUUGGACUUGGAUGCCUUAUCAGGAUUUGCAGAGAUAAAAUUUACGAAACAACAAGGAUCAGGAAUUAAAUAUAUGGUCAAGUUGGGGAUCUCUUUGGGGCCAUUAACUAGUACAAUAGAAGUACCGGCACGCAUAAUCUCUGUUGUUCCUCGAUAUAUUAUAUCCAAUGAUUCAGAUGAGCAGAUCUUUGUCAGACAAUGUCUUUUAGAGGAUGAUUUUGGGGAGACGAUUAGUAUCAGCAGUAAACAGAAAACAUCAUUUUUCUUCAGGGUUGGAUCCCGUGAUAAACAGGAUGUCAGUGUUUUUAACAAGCUGCUGCAGAAGCACAAGGUUUCGGAUGACGACGCAUCAAUUUUUGUACAGUUUAGUCCGAAUGAAACUGUGUGGGGAUGGUCAGGUCCAAUAUGUGUGGCUUCACUUGGAUGUUUUUUCCUAAAAUUCAGAAGACAUCUUGAAUCUCCUACUAAUCAGCUGGAUCUGGUCACAAGGGAAAAUGACAUUACUUGUGAAUAUGCAGCUGUUCAUGUGGUUGAGGAGGGUUCCACCUUUGCCUUGCAUUUUCAUAAACCACCAGAUACUGGUCUGCCUUAUCGAAUUGAGAAUCAUCUUCAUGAUGCUUCUAUUACUUAUUAUCAAAAGGAUACAUUUCAGUCGGAAACUCUUGCAUCUGGGGCUAGUGUAAGUUAUAUUUGGGAUAACUUGACUCGACCACACAAACUCAUGGUCAAAAUUAAUGGUACUCAAAUGUUACGUGAAAUCAGCUUAGAUAAACUGCGUCCAUGGAAAUCCUUUUUUCGUGUUCGGAAACAGAGAGAGCUGGCUUCUCGUUUACCACUAGACACCAGGGUUUCUAACAGAAGGGGAACAAAUCUUGCUCAGGUGAAUGGUACUGAUGUAGAAAAUGCGGGGUAUGAAGUGUAUGUUGAUGGUCCCACUCGUGUUUUGCGAAUUUCUAACUCAUCUGGCAGACGCAAAGCUGAUUGUAAGUAUCAGUCAUGCAAGAAGAUUCAGUUGAGAAUCUCUUAUUUUGCCAUUCGCUUACUUGAACCCUGCAAGCAGGACCAGCAGGAGGAUGUGGAUCCCUAUGAACUGUCAAAUUACGCACCAUUUCUUAUCUUGAGGCUAGAGAACAUAAGUACUGAUUCCAUCAUCAUUGAUCAACGAAAAUACAACCAAAUUAGGGUACUGUCUAUGCAUUUAGAUGAAAAAUGGGUUGGUGCUCCCUUUGCGGCUAUGCUCAGAAGACAUCUGACAUCCAACAGUGUCACAGAUGAACCUAUUCUCUUUGUUGCCUUUGUCUUAUUUCCUACCACCUCGAGUAUCAGACAUGUCAGAUACUCAUCUAUUAUUCUGCAGCCAAUUGAUCUAAACCUUGACGAGGAGACAUUGAUGAAAAUUGUUCCAUUUUGGAGAACAUCUCUCAGCACCAAUACUGAGAGUCAACAAUACUACUUUGAUCAUUUUGAGAUCCACCCAGUUAUGAUCACUGCAAGCUUUCUCCCAGAGGACUCAUACUCAAGUUACAGCUCAGGACAAGAGGCACUGAGAUCUCUGUUACAUAGCGUCAUUAAGAUCCCGGCCAUUAAGAAUCUAGAGGUAGAACUCAAUGGUAUCUUUGUUACUCAUGCUUUAGUUACAACUCGUGAGCUGCUAGUAAGAUGUGCGCGACACUAUUCAUGGUAUGGCAUGCGAGCUAUCUAUAUUGCAAAGGGAAGCCCACUGCUCCCACCAACUUUCGCAUCUGCUUUUGAUGAUCUGGCAUCCUCCUCUCUGGAUGUUUUCUUUGAUCCUUCCAGCAGCUUGUUUAAUGUUCAAGGCCUCACCCUAGGUACGUUUAAGUUUGUCAGAAAAUGUAUCGAAGAUAAAGGCUUCUAUGGAACAAAGCGGUACUUUGGCGAUCUUAGCAAAACUUUGAAAAAUACAGGAUCCAAUAUACUUUUUGCUGCAGUGACAGAGGUAUCAGACUCUGUACUCAAGGGUGCAGAAAGCAGUGGUUUCAAUGGCAUGGUGACAGGUUUUCAUCAUGGAAUACUAAGGUUAGCCAUGGAGCCAUCACUACUGGGAACAGCGUUCUUGGAAGGAGGACCUGAUAGAAGAAUCAAGCUUGAUCGAAGUCCUGGAAUCGAUGAGUUAUACGUUGAAGGAUAUCUGCAAGCUAUGCUGGAUACGCUAUAUCUGCAAGAAUAUUUGAGGGUUAGAGUCAUAGACGAUCAGGUUAUUCUUAAAAAUUUACCCCCAAACAGUUCACUUAUUGAUGAGAUCAUGGAUAGGGUGAAAGACUUCCUUGUUAGCAAGGCUUUGUUGAAGGGAGACUUUUCAACCAGUUCCCGCCCUCUAAGACACCUUCGAGGAGAUAAUGAAUGGAGAAUUGGGCCGAUUGUGCUAACCCUGUGUGAGCAUCUCUUUGUGAGUUUUGCUAUCCGUACACUGAGAAAGCAAUCAGAUAAAGCCAUGGGAAACCUUAAGUGGAAGGGAAAAUUGUUGCGUACUCCAAAAGAUAGCGAAUCAAGUAGUAGCUCCGCUGGUGACACAGCCGCCUCUAUCGAACCACCUAAGGGGGGUAAGUUUGUCUGGAAAUGGAGAAUCGGAAAGUUUGCGUUGUCAGCAGUGGUGGCUUACGUUGACGGACGAUUGUGUCGCUGUAUACCAAAUCCUGUUGCUAGAAGGAUCGUAAGUGGUUUUCUACUGAGCUUCCUUGAUAACAACAACUCUAAAUGAUUGGUAAAAAAACUUGCAAAGUCGUAUUUGGAGAUACUUUCGGGGGUCAAGUCUUGCUCGUUUUUGUCCCGGUUAUGCUUGAGGGUCGAGGGAUAGGUUUAUACAUAGUUCAGUUUUGGUUUCCCUUGAGUAGCAUGCAAAUGAAUUAGUCCAUUGAGAUGUAUAGGGAGUAGACCUGAUCAAACAGUGGGCUUGACCGGGUUCGGGGUGGGUCAUGACCAAAAAAUUGCCACUGUGUCGGGUUGGGCCAAUCUUCGGGCUGAAUUUUCUGCCCAACCCUACUAUUUAAGGACAAAAAUUACGGGGUUUUCUUGCCAUUUUGAGCCAGGUUAAUUUUGUAACUAAAAUUUCAAUUUUGAGUUGUCUAAAACCCACGCAAUUUUUUUAAAAGUUGGGCCGGACCUGUAAAAGGGCCUACAUUCUUCUCAAAACACAAUAUUUUUCUGGUCGGGCCAGUGUGUCGGGCUCAAGAUGAUCAGGUUUAAUAGGGCGUAACGCUUUUUUGUUGUAAAUUCUUUUUGUCUUCUCGCCAGUCUGGUAUUUCACUUGUGUUCAGAAUUCUCUUCUGUUUAUGUGAAUGAUUUGUUCUAGCUCCCAAAUCAUUAAAGUAAAUAGUCCCUCCGUUCCUAGAAGAUAUCCAGUGUUUGGAAUGUCUCGAUCAAAUUGCCAAACCUUCGAAGAAAUAAAUCGUGUAUGAUUUUCUAA
Messenger RNA from Spinacia oleracea (spinach), 10487 nucleotides. RefSeq lists its product as uncharacterized. Gene Ontology annotation, biological process: protein retention in Golgi apparatus; protein targeting to vacuole. The record is from RefSeq and is a predicted model, not a curated record. Lineage: Eukaryota; Viridiplantae; Streptophyta; Magnoliopsida; Caryophyllales; Amaranthaceae. The transcript has 36 exons. The coding region runs from base 189 to 9782 and encodes 3197 amino acids.